GUGGCACGUGUGUGCUAGCCAGUAUUUCUUGAUUUUACUACAUCAAUAUGUGCAACAUAUGUAUAUAAUAUGUAAUUAACUUUAUUAAAUUUAAUGUCUAGUCUGUUUAUGUAUUUUGUAUAGUGCGUUAUCGAGUCAGCUACCGAUCGUGUUAGCUUAUCAACUAUGUAAAUCUUUAAAAGUGACGAUGUCUGCUUUACCCUGGAGACCCCACACCAGCCAUGUUGUGGGUCAGGAUCGGAAUAGUUUGACGAACUCCGACAAAGAAACGAUCAAGAUUUCUCACCAAGUAAAUGGACGUAAAACGAGCAAAGCCAAUUACAUAGAAUUACACACAGAAUGUGAUCAGAAAAGAAGAAAAAGAAAAUCAGAUGAUAUUCAGGAACAUGACUGUGUCAGACCUAGUGAUGUUUUUGACUCUUUAUUGGAACAGACAGAUGAUUUGCAAACAAAAAGACCCAGAAGUAACCCACAGACAUGGACCGCUGGAGUGAAGUCUGCAGUAUUACUUGGUGACAGCUGGGAGGUUGACAGUGGCUUUUCAUCUGAGAUCAGUCCAUCCACUAGUGGAAGGAGUUCUCCAAUUGUGGGAAUUGAUCGCUUAAACGUAGUAGCUAUGGACUGUGAGAUGGUGGGCACGGGGCCGGGGGGCCGGUGUAGUGAAUUGGCACGCUGCAGCAUUGUAAAUUAUUACGGUAGUGUUAUUUAUGACAAAUACAUUUUGCCUGGGCAGCGUGUCACAGACUUCAGGACUCGAUGGAGUGGCAUUAGGAAACAUCAUUUAGCAAACGCUGUACCUUUUGAGGAGGCUCAGAAUGAGAUUGUUGGCAUCUUGAAAGGGAAGGUUAUUAUUGGUCAUUCCCUCUUCAAUGACUUCAAGGUUCUGGACAUCACGGUUCCAGCAAACAUGAUUAGAGAUACCUGCUCCUGCCGGCUGCUUCGAGAGUUGUAUGAAGCCUCACAUAGAUGCAUGGUGUCUUUGAAGAAACUCUCCCAAAGGCUACUCAGUAGGAACAUACAGGUUGGCAGAAAGGGUCACUGCUCUAUAGAGGAUGCACGUGCCACCCUGGACCUGUACAAGCUGGUAGAGGACCAGUGGGAAAAGGACUUCUCCCGAAAUUCAACAGAUCAUACCUCAGACCCCAACUACUCCCUUGAGGACUACAUGCAGGACCAGUAUUGGCCUGAAAGUGUAAUGGAUUGCAGUUCAUAAUACAAAGCAGAAUAAGAGUUAGGACUGAGAUUGUGGUCUUCAUUUCUAGAAAAUGUAUUUCGUCUGUUAUAAUGUUAUUUAAACAUUGUUUAAUAUAUUUAAACAUCAAAUGGGAUAUGUUAACAUUCUUUAAUGCCACAUUACUACAGUCUUAGUGUGAUAAUACAGGGGAAAUUGUGAGCCGAAGGUUGUUGAACUGAAACGUUGCACUUAAAUUCUAUUUAAAGAGCAUUUAUGUGGUUAUCAUAUAGAGAACUUAACUUUGUGAAAGUUUUUAAUGUUCAUUAAAGGAUUCAAAAUGGUAAUGUUUUAAAUAGUGCUAUUUGAAUCAAGAUUUGUGGGUUCACUUACUGAAAUAAGGGUCAAUAUAUCAAGUCUUGACAAUUGAGAAACUGCUGCUUUUCUACAAUUUGUAGAUACUACUACAUAUUCCUGUUUUCACUGACAACCCAUUCGUCCAUAAAAGACAAUAUGUAGUUUGGUUACAAAAUGAAAUUUUUCAAUAAAGCAUGGAUACAAA
Molecule: messenger RNA, 1733 nt
Organism: Triplophysa dalaica
Lineage: Eukaryota; Metazoa; Chordata; Actinopteri; Cypriniformes; Nemacheilidae
Gene: isg20
Product: interferon stimulated exonuclease gene
Exons: 4
Coding region: 188-1213 (341 amino acids)
Cellular component (GO): nucleus
Molecular function (GO): nucleic acid binding; 3'-5'-RNA exonuclease activity
Source: RefSeq, a predicted model, not a curated record